UCCUUCAGAAGAGCGUCUCUCUCCGGACUCCUCUCAAUGGUGAUACACUGCGUGUGGAUUUAUAAAGCUAUUCUCAACAGGAUUAUAAACUCAUUCACAACCUGUCAGGCGGACUUGAAGCGCGCACUUUUCGUAAGGAAUACGGUGCUUUUCUUUCCAGUUUGAGGAAUGGGAUUAAGGGGAUCGAACAAAAGUUGGCAUUUGUAAAAUGGAGAGAUAAAGCUCGCCUACAGAGCUCACGAAGGCGGACACAGCGGUAAUUCACAGCAAGAGGAAAUGCACAGAGCCUGGGUUCUCCUCAUUGUAAUAGAAGAGGGAUUUGCCCUGGCACAGAAAAUUAGAGAGACCCAGAAUGCUGGUGACUCUCCGUCCAGCACUGAACAGUGCGGCCAGUGGACCCGAAACAUCAAUGGAGGGCUUUUCACAUCUCCGAACUAUCCAAACUCAUAUCCACCCAACAAGGAGUGUGUGUACAUCCUAGAAGCUCUCCCUCGGCAGAGAAUUCAGCUGGCCUUUGACAAAACAUACUAUAUCGAGCCUUCCUUUGAGUGCCGCUUCGACCACAUUGAGAUAAGGGAUGGUCCCUUCGGUUUCUCCCCUCUUAUUGAUCGCUUCUGUGGGCCGAAGAGUCCAGGUGUGGUCACCUCCACGGGCCGCUUCAUGUGGAUCAAAUUCACCAGUGACGAGGAGCUUGAAGGCUUAGGCUUUCGUGUCAAAUACACUUUUAUAGCAGACCCAGAUUUUCAUUUGCACGUCGGUGGAUUGCUAAAUCCAAUUCCAGAUUGCCAGUUUGAGAUCAGUGGUUCAGACGGAGUCAUCCACUCCAGUCAGGUGGAAGAAGAGGAUAAGAUCAAAAAUGGAGACGCGUUGGACUGCAUCUGGACCAUCCGUGCUCCACCUCAGUCCAAGAUAUACCUCCGCUUCCUUGAGUACCAGAUGGAGCACUCGAACGAGUGCAAGAAGAACUUUGUGGCUGUGUAUGACGGCAGCAGCGCCAUUGAGAAUCUGAAAGCCAAGUUCUGCAGCACAGUGGCCAAUGACGUGAUGCUGGAUACUGGCGUGGGGGUUGUGCGCAUGUGGGCCGAUGAAAGCAGCAGACUGAGUCGUUUCCGCAUGCUCUUCACUUCAUUCGUGGAUCCUCCUUGCUCCAGCAGCACCUUUUUCUGUCACAGCAACAUGUGCAUCAACAACUCACUGGUCUGCAACGGCGUUCAGAACUGCGUUUACCCCUGGGAUGAGAACCACUGUAAGGAGAAAAAAUCCAAGGGACUGUUUCACCAGAUAACGAAGACACACGGCACAGUUAUCGGCAUCUCUGCUGGUGUGGUUCUAGUCUUGCUUAUCAUCUCCAUCCUGGUGCAAAUGAAGCAACCUCGUAAGAAAGUAGUGGCUCGUCGACCAGCGGUCUUCAACAAAGGUGGCUUCCAAGAGGUGUUUGAUCCUCCAAACUACGAGCUGUUCUCUCUUCGCGACAAGGAGCUGUCGUCAGACCUGGCAGAGCUGUCAGAUGAGCUGGAUGGGUACCAUAAGCUGCGGCGCUCCUCCACCAUGUCCCGAUGCAUCCACGAGCACCACUGUGGGACCCAACCUCCCUCGGGCGGCAGCGUAAAGCAGAGCCGCACCACCCUCAGCUCCAUGGAGCUUUCCUACCACAACGAUUUCUCCAAGCCUCCGCCCAUGAAGACCUUCAACAGCAGCAACACUGGCACCUACAAGAAGAGCUGCUACGGCUACAAACAGACUCACGACUGUGCCGAGCAGGUGAUCGAGGACCGGGUGAUGGAGGAAAUGCCUUGUGAAAUUUACGUGAGGGGCGGCAGCGUGGCGGGGGCUGCUGGCAGCAUCGGAAGCGGUUGCGGGAGCAUCACCAUCCGUAAUCAUGGCAAUGCUCGUAGUAACAACACCACCGUGGUGGAUCCAGGACAGCGCUCCAUAUCAAUGGACUUCUGAGAUGAACCAGAGCUGGACCAGCACUGACUGGAUGAUUCUGCAUUGUUGUUUUUAAUGCACCCGUCUCUGGUGCUAUAUAGAUAAAAAGGCUGUACACUGAGCGAAUGAACGGACUGUAUAAGGAGAAGCAGGUGAAAUGAUACACAGCUGGCUAUUUUAAUCUCUGUAAAUUUCAAUUGAAAGAUAAACAGUAUGUAGGUUUUGUGUUGUUGCUUGGCAUUAACUCACUUUUUGCUUUGAUUCUGCGGAUAACUGGAAUUACGCUUAAUGAAGAUGACAGCCGUUAUGGUGAACUCAAGUCGUUUAGUGAUCGAAACAAUCCCCAGACUCAUUCUCACUAAAGACGAUAACAAGAAAUCAUGAUAAUGUUUAAAUAUUCAUGACAAAAAAUUUAAAUCCACACCAAAGCUGCUAUAACAACACAUAGAUAAGGUUUUCAGAAUGAUAAAUGUGCUUGUUAAAUGCGCAAACAUUUGAGGGUAUUUUAUCAGGUGAGAACUGCUGAAGAGCUGAGAAAAUGUGUAAAGGUGGAGAUCUGCACAUGAAGAUCUGCUGCAGUGGGAUGCGUUUCAAAUGCCUGUAUUAAACUGUAGUGGGCAACAAUGCAACUAUAAAGAAAAAAACAGGUUUACCCAAGCAUUCACUUAUAAUGUACAAUAGACCAGUGUUUCUCAACCACGUUUCUGAAGAACCACUAGCUCUGCACAUUUCCAUGUCUCCUUAAAUGAACAGCUCAUUAGUAGACACUGAAAGACCUGUAAUGGAUGUGACAGACAAAGGAGACAUCCAAAACAUGCAGUGUUGGUGGUCCUCCAGGAGCGUAGUUGAGAAACACUGCAAUAGAAUAUAUGAGAAAUUGUUCAAUCAGUCAAUCAACUUUAUUUACAGUUAAAGUCAGAAUUAUUAGCCCCCCUGAAUUAUUAGCCCCCCUGUUUAUUUUUUCCACAAUUUCUGCUUAACAGAGAGAAGAUUUUUUCAACACAUUUCUAAACAUAAUAGUUUUAAUAACUCAUUUCCAAUAACUGAUUUAUUUUAUCUUUGCCAUGAUGACAGGAAAUAAUAUUUUACUAGAUAUUUUUAAGACAGCUUAAAGCUAUAUAUUUUUUUCCGACAGUCUACAGAACAAACCAUUGUUAUACAAUAACUUGCCUAAUUACACUAACCUGCCUAGUUAACCUAAUUAACCUAGUUAAGCCUUUAAAUGUCACUUUAAGGGGCUUAUAAUAUUGACCUUAAAAUGGCUUUAAAAAAAAUUAAAACUGCUUUUAUUCUAGCCAAAAUAAAACAAAUAAGACUUUCUCCAGAAGAAAAAAUAUUAUCAGACAUACUGUGAAAAUUUCCGUGCUCUGUUAAACAUCAUUUGGGAAACAUUUAAAAAAGAAAAGAUUUCUAAGGGGGGCUAAUAAUUUAGAUUUAACGAUAUAUAGCACCUUAUUACAACCAGUAGGCUUCCCAAAGUUCUUUACACUAUUAAAAAUAAAAUUAAACAUUAAAACACAUAAGAUCGUGAGAACACAAGUGUCAAUAAAACAGCAUUUUGUACUACCGAAUAUCAAAAGCAAGUCUAAAAACAAGUAAAAUAUGGAUGUAACAUGGACCGAAGACAUUUAAACAAACCAAAAAUGACAACAGAUGUGAAUAUAAUCAGGACAGAAUGCUCAAGCACACCUGAUUUUUUCCCUCAUAAUCAUUGUUGCCACAGUUUAAUGAAAAUGCACAUUUGUGCGCAUUUCUAAGAAUUAUGGUGCUGUUACUUGUGUACACAGUGCACGUGUGUACAUGGGUGCAUUAAAUCUCUAACAAAUUUCUCAGUCACGGUUACAUGUAUAAACAUACAAAAAAUGCGUGUUCAGGCGAGUACACACUAUUGUUUUGGAUAUAUAUCUUUUUCUUUGUAUAUUGUUUUGAAUAUGUAGGUGCAGUCUUAAUAGUGUGAAUGCUAAGCAAAUCAGGACUAAAGCUGCCUUUCCACUGUAUACAACUUACGACAAGCGACAGACCGGAAGUCAUUUGUUUCCAAUGGAGAGGGGUCCGGGAGCUGCGUAGAGUUCCGAUCAUCUUCGUAUGUGGAAAAUUCGGAUCUGAUUUGAGCUGCGGAUCCAUUAAAAUAUUAAUAACUCCUGCGACUAGACCGUAUGCGACCGGCUGACCGGAUGUGAUGUAUUCCAGUGUUGUCCAAGCAGGUCCGUGUGCGCUAGAUGAGAAAUAAGAGUUUUUUCCCAUUAUUUUUUGAAUCAGAAGUCUAUAUUAAAAAAAAACAUUUCUAUUCAUAAACGAGUAAUAAAAAUAAUAUUUUUUAUGUCGUUUCCACAUUCCCUUCAAAAGAUCUAUAAGUUUCUAGUAUUCAUUUAACCAUGGUGAACGAAAGGAGAAUAAAGGCUCUUUUUGCACUUUAUUUCAGACACCUUGAGAAUCAGCUUCUCUCCCAUGGUGCACGACAAGACUGAAAAUUUUGUGCGACUGCCACAAGGGGGCGUAUUCCGACAGUCGUGUCCAAAUGUCAUGUGCAGCGGAAAGGCGGCUUAAACAUAUCAUCUUUCUUGAUGGUUUAUAAACUGCAAACAAACCAAGUGACCCAAACUACAAGCAGCGUUCAACUGAACCACGUCAACCGAGCAGUCGCACCAGAAUUAGUUUUAACCAAUCCAAAACUGCCAAGUGUAAACACAUCCAAAAGUGCUCAAACAGACAAGAAAAUGCAGUUUACAUCUAUAAUAAACAGAAGAAUGUCAUGCUCUGGGGUGGAAACUGAUAUAUUUCAUUACAGUUGCUUUACACCGUGCCCGAAACAGACACAAAAACGGCUUGUGAGGUGACAAUCACAGCUAAUCAGAACAUAUUUGAUGUUUAAUAUGCAGCAGUGCAGACCAACGGGAGCUACGCAACAGUGGAAAAGGCAACUAACAAAAUGUCUGGUCGCUGGUUACAGCAGCUCAGCACAACAAAUGAAGUUUACAUUAAAACAAAGGAUUUGCUUUUGGACACAGUCUUAAGAGGAAUGUGCUUUUAAACCAAUAUGACCGCAGCACACGUUGACCUGAUUUUGACAUUUUUAGCUUUUGUUUUAUCCUAAUUCCCUGUGCGCAUUUAUUAUUGUGUCUAAAGGGUCAUUAAAGACCACCGCACAUACAUUCCUUAUACUAUAUCCUACAUUUUUGGAGGUGCAGUCGAUCCAUCGCAAGCUUCCGAACUAAGUGUGGAAACCUGUAAAUGACGCUUACACCUUUUGUAUAGAAAUGAUCCUUUUUGUUGUUAAAUAGGUAAAAAUGAGCAGGAAUAUAUUUUCUAACCAAUAUAUGUUGUAUAUCAAAUAAUGCGCUUCCAUUUUAGUCAUAACAUGAAUAAUUGUAAAGAUGCUGAUGUGAGAGAUGUCCAAUUACAUUUUAAUAAAAUGACGCCACCUAA
Messenger RNA from Danio aesculapii, 5355 nucleotides. Its product is annotated as neuropilin and tolloid-like protein 2. Gene Ontology annotation, molecular function: protein binding. The coding region runs from base 277 to 1950 and encodes 557 amino acids. NCBI's taxonomy places the organism in Eukaryota, Metazoa, Chordata, Actinopteri, Cypriniformes, Danionidae. The record is from RefSeq and is a predicted model, not a curated record. The transcript has 9 exons.